Peronospora matthiolae is the source of this 171-nucleotide messenger RNA. The record is from the annotation of a GenBank genome assembly. Lineage: Eukaryota; Oomycota; Peronosporomycetes; Peronosporales; Peronosporaceae.
AUGGUGAUCAUCGGUGGCGCACCAGCCAUAUACAAGUCCAAGUACCAAGGCACAGUGGAUCUAAGCUCUGCUGAGGCCGAGUACAUGGCUUUAAGCCUGUGUACACAGGAAGUGUUGUGGGUUCGUGCGCUGCUCAAGGAUUUAGGUCACGAGCAAGUGGGAGCAACUUAA